Lepus europaeus (European hare) is the source of this 6229-nucleotide messenger RNA. It is a transcript of the gene ACIN1, whose product is annotated as apoptotic chromatin condensation inducer 1. NCBI's taxonomy places the organism in Eukaryota, Metazoa, Chordata, Mammalia, Lagomorpha, Leporidae. Bases 3794 to 5641 code for a protein of 615 amino acids. Gene Ontology annotation, molecular function: nucleic acid binding. The record is from RefSeq and is a predicted model, not a curated record. The transcript is spliced from 12 exons.
ACAGCCUUCUCUGCACCUUGAGAAGCAAGUAAUUUCCUAAAAAGCUCCUUACUAGCUUUAAAAUUCUGUCUAUAAGAUCCUAGUCUGUGUUUAUGAAGCACUAUAAUUUAUGGACUUUUCCAUGCAAGUCCAGGAUGAAUGAAGUUUGGAAUCAUGUACAAAGUGUUUCUCCCUAGGUAAAAGUGGCUUUGAUCUUCAUUUUAUAACAGAUAAUUUUAGUCACAUGAUUCUGACAAGGUGAUAGGCAUGUGGCACCUUGGGCAAAUACUGAUGGGUCCAUUGUUGCCUAGGCAACACUCAAGAAACCUAUAGAUUAAAAAUGGGGUCUGCGUUCAGGAAUAGAUUACACACAUCCCUCUUACCUGCUUUGCUUCUGCCUCCUUGCCAGAUGGUCUGUUCAGCAGCCUUCUAAAAAGACAUGCCCAAGGGCUCCAACUCACGGGCUGUUCUGGCAUUAGAUUUGGUAAAUGAAUCUCUGAAGAAGUUUGCCUGCACUUCAGGAGGCCCUGCUACAACUGAUUGACAACAUUCCUUCUGGUCUUUUGGCCUCUGGUGUGGUAGUGUUCAGCCUGGCAGCUCUCUAGACCCCUGGCCAAUUUUAAAAGUGGGAUCAACAGUGCUAAAUGGAAAAGACCAUUUGGGGCUUAACCUUGGUUUUUCUGUCUGUCUCAACAUGAAGUCACAUGAUUUUAAAAACAGGGCAAUAAAGUCUUAAAAAUAGUUAGACUUCACCUCAAGGACCUCUCACCACUUGGAAGAGAUUGCCUAACGUUUUUGCUGUGCUUGGUUAAAUCCGUUAUGGUUCUGGUUGUGCCUGAGGAAUUCUAAAUUUAUGAGGUAAGGUAUCUUUUUUUUAUUGCAUGGAAUAGAAUAUGUGAACCGUCAGUCCUAUAUCAGUUGAGCCCUGUUCUGUAAUCCUGUAUUUACUUGCUUUGGAUACAACAAAAAUGUACUCCUGUCACAGAAAAUAAUGAUAUUCAACUUUUUGUACCAAAAAAAGGGGGAAGAAAGGAGCAAAAAUUACUGAUAUGAACAUCUGUAUCAUUCAGUAGUGGUUAAUUCAAACCUGAGUUAUUCUAAAUAAAACUCUCCUGUUUACCCAAACUCAGCAGGCAAUAGCAACGUUAGGCUCUUGGUACUCUGCAUAUUUGUCCUUUGGCCGGUGUACGAGGAAGGAAAUGGUUCUAUAAGCCAAUGGGCAGCGUAACUGAUACUCUUCAGAGGACCUACAAUGCCAGCGUCCCCAGUGGUGGCAUAAUUUAAGAAAAACAAAGAAGCAGACCUAUUGUCAUCGUUUUUGCUCUCUGGGCAUCUCAGGACGUCCCCUCUGAGUCCGACUGUCCUUGGUGAUCUUGGAAUUCAUAAUCCCUGAGGGUGCCAGGUUCCACUAUUCAUUACUCACUGUUCACAUCAAGUCCUCAGCUCCUUACAGAUUCUCUGUGCUAACUAAAGUUUAAACAUGUGCAAGUAUUCCUGUGGGAAUCUCCUUUUCUGUUAGUUUCUCUGAGUCUCAUUCAUAGUCACUUACAACCUGUUUUGCGAUGGUAUUAGCCUCUGUGAGGUGCUGUCCUUUUCUUGGCUACAAUGCUGUGUGUGCUGUUUAUUGUGGAUAGCGUUCCCAUCCCAGCUCCACUCCUCAUACAAUUUUACAGUUUUCAAAGAAUUUAGGAACUCCAGUUAAGGGGAAUGUUGGGGGAGCUUUCAAAGGAAAGCUGUGUGGGGCUCUGACACACCUAACAAGGCUGUGGGACUGUGAGAGGAGAGAGUCCCUUUGGGGAUGCUUUUCAAAGAUUCCUUAGUAGCUUCUGAAACAUCUUGGAUCCCACAGAACCCAUUCUCAGGAAAUAGAAGGCACAAACCUCCUGCUGCUUCAGAAGGCCAAGGAGAACAUGGUAAAAAUUUUGAGCAGGGAGAUAGAACUUCUGUGAUGGAUACUAAGCACCUCUGGAGAGGCAUUUUAGCAGUUGGAAGUAUUUUAAGACAACAGAUGGACGGGAAACAUUUCUUUGAGGAUGUAAGUGUCCACUAGGCAUCUACAGUAACAACCAAAAAUAGAGUGUUUUUUUGUGUCAUGUCCUGAGCUGCAUGCCAGAGAGUGCAGUCCCUUCUUCCCUUGAGUAAUUCUGUGAGGUGGAGGUGGGAGGCAAGCAGACGAGGUGUUGUCAUACAGAGUGGUAAGGGCAUUGCUGAACCUGGCCUGCCAGCCAUUGAAUGGCCUCGCCUGGGAGAAAGGGCAUCAAGUGAGACAGUGGCCCAUGAAAUGUGCCUGUGACGUGUGCCUAUCUUUGACUGGACUUGGGGUCUCAACCAAGCCAGACUCUUCAAGAGUUAACGCUUAGUACACUGUCUACGAGGUAGGUAUUGUUAGUAUCCACUUUACAGAUUAAGAAACACAUACACAGAGAAGACUAAGGGCUUGCCUAGUGUCUGUCACACAGCUAAGUGUGUAGAGCCAGGCUCUGGAGCCAGCAUUUGGCCCCAGUCAGUCUGAGUCCUCACUCAUUCUGAACAGACUGGGACCACCGCAUGAAAGGGAACUUUUAAAGUAAUGUAUAAACAUGGCCACUUCAGCAUGCAGUUACCAUCUGAGUUUUAGAUGUUAAGUGGCAAGGAGAAAAUUUUCAUUCCUGACUAAAAGCUCUGGUGUUCAAAAUCAAAGAUACUGAGCUUUUGGUUAAAUUCUCAGAAGCUUGCCUCAGGAUUAAAACCUCUUUUCUACUACGGUACCAAAAAACACGUCUUGUAGUCACAAGUUUGCAUUUUGAGUGUCUGUUGAGUGCUUUUGUGAGCUGUUCAGGUCUGCUUCCCAUUUCACAUAGGCCUGGGGAAGAUGCUUCCCAAAGCUACCACAUAUUUUCUGCUUAGUUCCCAAUCACUUUCUGCCACGCGGACCCUUGCGUUUUAAAACAGCUUCUUUCAUUUCCAGUGUCAUCUGUUUCAGAGCCCUCACCUUGGAGUCCUCACUCCAGGAAUUGGCCUUUGCGCUUCAGCUACCCAAGGUCCCCUUGCCAUGUUUAUCCUUGUCUCUUGUGGCUUUAGUGGACCCUGUGGCAAGGUGCCCAUAUUUAAAGACUGUGACUCAAAGUUGUUUAUCAUCUCUUCAGAGAGGUGCCCCCCUGGCCCCUUCUACUGGCAGUUUGAAAAGUAACCCUUAGCCUGCUUAUCCAAUCCCUGCUCCAUCCCUGGGAUGCACACAGGUUUGAGUAGUAGCACGUGCUCAUUGCCAGAGGGUGAGCGCCGGUCACCUUAGUGAUUAGGUAGUAGCGAGCCCAUCCCACCUCCCCACCUGGAACAGAUCUGCUUUUUCAGCGUCCCAUGCCUGUCUUCCUGGGCAGAGGGUGUUAAAAAAAAUCGCUCAUGCUCCUCCAUUCUGUGUGAGGAACGGAGACUUUGAUUAUCUUUCAUCCUUUUUUCAACUUCGGUUUCAUCUUUUUUUCUUUCAUCAUUUUUCACUCCCAACUCUGCAGUUCCCCUUCCGUCUACUCUCUGGAGUCUUCCAAUCAAGCAGCAGUAACUUUGUCCUCUCCUCCUGGCCCCUCCCCGCCCCCUGGGAAGACCAGGAGAGAGUACCCGUGCCCUAUGGGCCUAGGCCUCUGGAGCUGUUGUAACCUGAGAAAAGAAGGAAAAAGGCCAGGCCUCUUGAGCCAGCAGUCGGCCCCUGUGGCCUGCCAGAGAAUAAGAACCUUGCUCACUCAGCUCCCUCCCUCUUUUCUUUCCCCUCCCCUGCUGCAGCAGGGCCCUCCCCCAUCCGCACACACAGGCUGCUGGGUAAGUGGCAAGAUGGCUCCCCUGCAUGUCUCCGGCUGAUCGCUGCCGCUCCGCCAAUACAAUAGAGCCAGCCACUACCAGCAGCCUGGCCCUCUUCCUUCUCCUUCUCCAGAGAGACCAAUCCAGCCGAACUCGGGGUUUGCCUGAGGAGAAGGAGGAAGUGACCAUGGACACAAGUGAGAGCAGACCUGAAAAUGACGUCCCGGAGCUUCCUAUGCCUAUUGCAGACCAAGUCAGUAAUGAUGACCGCCCAGAGGGCAGUGCUGAAGAUGAGGAGAAGAAAGAGAGCUCGCUGCCCAAAUCAUUCAAGAGGAAGAUCUCCGUUGUCUCAGCGACCAAGGGGGUGCCAGCUGGAAACAGUGACACAGAGGGGGGCCAGCCUGGUCGGAAGCGACGUUGGGGAGCCAGCACAGCCACCACACAGAAGAAACCCUCCAUCAGUAUCACCACCGAAUCGCUGAAGAGCCUCAUCCCCGACAUCAAACCCCUGGCGGGGCAGGAGGCUGUUGUGGAUCUUCACGCUGAUGACUCCCGCAUCUCCGAGGAUGAGACGGAGCGGAAUGGCGACGACGGGACCCACGACAAGGGACUGAAAAUAUGCCGAACUGUCACUCAGGUAGUACCCGCAGAGGGCCAGGAGAACGGGCAGCGGGAAGAAGAGGAAGAGGAGAAGGAGCCCGAAGCAGAGCCCCCUGUGCCUCCGCAGGUGUCAGUAGAGGUGGCCUUGCCCCCGCCUGUGGAGCAUGAAGUCAAGAAAGUGACUCUAGGAGACACCUUAACUCGACGCUCCAUUAGCCAGCAGAAGUCUGGAGUUUCCAUCACUAUCGAUGACCCGGUCCGAACCGCGCAGGUGCCCUCCCCGCCCCGGGGCAAGAUUAGUAACAUUGUGCACAUCUCCAAUUUGGUUCGACCCUUCACUCUAGGCCAGCUGAAGGAACUACUGGGCCGCACAGGAACCUUGGUGGAGGAGGCCUUCUGGAUUGACAAGAUCAAAUCUCACUGCUUUGUCACGUACUCAACAGUAGAGGAAGCAGUUGCCACCCGCACAGCUCUGCAUGGGGUCAAAUGGCCCCAGUCCAAUCCGAAAUUUCUUUGUGCUGACUAUGCUGAGCAAGAAGAGCUGGAUUAUCACCGGGGCCUCUUGGUGGACCGUCCCUCUGAAACCAAGGCAGAGGAGCAAGGAGUACCACGGCCCCUGCACCCCCCUCCCCCACCCCCAGUCCAGCCACCGCAGCACCCCCGGGCAGAACAGCGGGAACAGGAGCGGGCAGUGCGGGAGCAGUGGGCAGAGCGGGAACGAGAAAUGGAGCGGCGGGAACGAACUCGAUCGGAGCGUGAAUGGGAUCGAGACAAAGUUCGGGAGGGGCCCCGUUCCCGAUCGCGGUCCCGUGACCGCCGCCGCAAGGAACGUGCAAAAUCUAAAGAGAAGAAGAGUGAGAAAAAAGAGAAAGCCCAGGAGGAGCCGCCUGCCAAGCUACUGGACGACCUUUUCCGUAAGACCAAGGCGGCCCCCUGCAUCUAUUGGCUCCCACUGACUGACAGCCAGAUCGUUCAGAAGGAGGCAGAGCGGGCUGAACGGGCCAAGGAGCGGGAGAAACGGCGAAAGGAGCAGGAAGAAGAGGAGCAAAAGGAGCGGGAGAAGGAAGCCGAGCGGGAGCGGACCCGGCAGCUGGAGCGGGAGAAGAGGCGCGAGCACAGCAGGGAGAGGGAGCGCGAGCGGGAGCGGGAGCGGGAGCGCGACAGGGGGGACCGGGACCGAGACAGGGAGAGGGACCGAGACAGAGGCCGGGAGCGGGACCGCAGAGACACCAAGCGCCACAGCAGAAGCCGGAGUCGGAGCACCCCUGUGCGGGACCGGGGUGGGCGCCGCUAGCCGGUAGAACACUAGGAGAGCUGCAGGUACCAGCCACUCUGCCCCGGGGAGGGGGGUUAAAGGCCACAGAGGGAUAGGUACAGUCUUCACCACUCUGGAACCAGGGCUCUUUCACACCGUCUGCCCAGCGCUGACGUCUGACUGCCACCUGUCCCCACAGAGCAGAUGGAGCAGUGGCCAUCCUCCCCACUGCUCUUAACCUAACUCUUGGGACUUGGCCCUUUCCUCCCUCUCAUUUCCAUUCAGUCUGUGAGAGGGAAGAGCUAGGUUAGGGAGGGAGGUGGGGAACAGCCAGGUGCCCUGAGACCUCUCAUUUUUCCACCAUCCUUCUCAGCGCCUCCCCUGGGUACUCACAGCCGCCUCUCGGGAACGGCCGGGGCCAGGACUGGGUCACCUAUGAGCUGAAUCAGCGUCUCCUCCUGAGUCCCGGGGCCCCUGCAGUUCCCAGUCUCUUCUGUCCUGCAGCCUUUGCCUCUUGCCGACCGGUUCCACUUUAUAUCCACCUUUUCCUUUUGUUCAAUUUUUAUUUUUAUUUUUUUUAUUAUUAAAUGAUGUGGUCUAUGGAAAAAAAAUAAAAUCUGACUUAGU